This is a messenger RNA of Cooperia oncophora, 792 nucleotides long. NCBI's taxonomy places the organism in Eukaryota, Metazoa, Nematoda, Chromadorea, Rhabditida, Trichostrongylidae. The record is from the annotation of a GenBank genome assembly.
AUGCUUGCUCACAAAGCUGAAGAUGAAGGUAUUCUUUGUGUGGAAGGAAUCUGUGGUGGACCAGUGCAUAUCGACUAUAACUGCAUUCCGUCUGUUAUCUAUACUCACCCUGAAGUUGCUUGGGUAGGAAAACCUGAGGAACAACUAAAAGAAGAGAAAAUCGAGUACAAAGUUGGAAAAUUCCCGUUCAUUGCAAACUCACGUGCUAAAACGAAUUUCGACACCGAAGGAUUCGUAAUGAGCGCUCAGAAGGAUGGAGACAAUAUUAAGGUUGAAAUAGAAGGUGUAAAAGAUGGCAAGAAGCAGACCUUAGAUUGUGAUGUCCUGAUGGUAUCCAUCGGCCGACGUCCUUACACUAAAGAGCUAGGAGUCGAAAAUGUGGGCAUUCAACUUGAUGAAAAAGGCCGAGUACCCGUGAAUGAGCGAUUCCAGACCAAGGUAAUCUCUUCAACUGGAGCACUCUCGUUGAAAGCUGUACCCAAGAAAAUGGUGGUCAUCGGAGCGGGAGUUAUUGGACUGGAGUUGGGCUCAGUAUGGCAGCGGCUAGGUGCUGAAGUGACUGCCGUCGAAUUCCUCGGACACAUUGGUGGAAUUGGUAUUGACAUGGAAGUCACGAAAUUGUUCCAACGUAUCCUUACCAAGCAAGGAAUGAAGUUCCUUACAAACACAAAGGUUCAAGUGAAAAAGAAUGAUGGCUCAGUAGAAACUGUGAACACUCGUAAUAUUCUUAUCGCUACUGGAUCAGAAGUGACACCAUUCCCCGGAAUACCGAUCGAUGAAGAAAAGGAAUAA